Fimicolochytrium jonesii is the source of this 1373-nucleotide messenger RNA. RefSeq lists its product as uncharacterized. Lineage: Eukaryota; Fungi; Chytridiomycota; Chytridiomycetes; Spizellomycetales; Powellomycetaceae. Bases 285 to 1253 code for a protein of 322 amino acids. The record is from RefSeq and is a predicted model, not a curated record. Gene Ontology annotation, molecular function: protein binding. The transcript is spliced from 2 exons.
GUUUGAAGGUCGUUCGGACUUCAUAUCGCCAAAUGUGCGAUACUUGUCGGACUCGCCGACACGCGCGUCGUCACUAGUGCAGGCUCAUGUGAUCUGCUGCCCAAAUUGGGCAGCAGCUCGCACAUUUUGGCAUUUUGAAAUGCUUUUACACCACCCUGGACGGAGGGCCAAAAGGCGCAAUUUCAAAGCGACCUCAGCUCCAGAUACAUUUUCAACUUCUCUUGCUCCAACGAAACCGUCGACCGCGAAAUAAGUGAGAAGGAGCUCGUGCCUGGGUCGACCAAAUGAGAGUCCCACCUACGAUUCCCACAACACUGCUCCCUCGUUUGGCUCAGACGCCGAACGGAGGCAAAAGCGCCGGCGGACGUCAACGAAUACAUCCAACUGCCGAUAUGCUAACCCAAAGCUUAUCCACUCCAGAAGGAGGACCGGCCGUCCUCGCGGAUGAUGCAUCCGCCCCUUCGAACAGCGAACGACAUUCGCUGAACGAGCUUCCUCGAGAACUCCUGCUGUGCGUCUUCCAGUUUAUACCUCUGACGAACCUCCUUCGCUUGAGAGGAGUCUGCCGUCUCUGGUGGACCGACGUGCUUCAUAUGGUGGCAUUGCGUUUAAGAACCGCUGUAGAACCUCAAGUACCGACACCGGAGCAAAAGUCCGUGCCAAAGACGGAACUUAUUGUCGUACGCGCUUUGACGGACGGUGAUUGGUACAAGGAGAACUUACGCAGCGCUGCAUUGAGCUGCUUGAAGGUGCAGGGAUCGCUACGUGUUUUCGAGCAACCUGACCGUGACGACAGCAGGGUUUCGUCGGUCUCCGGAAUGCAGUCUGUGCGCUUUGUCUUCAAACCAGUUGAAGACUCGAAGCAAUGGCCUUUACUAGGCUACUAUACGAACGGCGAAGGACAGAUCGGGCUGGAGAUCAAUGGCUGGACAUUCACAUUGGCCGACUCCGUGAUAGGCUCCCUGUCGUCAAAGCGCGUUUCACAUCGCGACAACGACAUCUCAUUGAGCUACUCGGUACAAGGGCGACCGGAUAUCACUCCGGACACUGCCGAAGCCAAAGGGAUUCCGAUGUGGUGGCCCAGACGGGGAGUCUGGGGCAUGCCAUCAGAGUGCUACUUCCGUGAGAUACGGGUCGAUGAGUUCUCGAUGACCGUCGAGUUUUUGAUGAAGCUGCUGCCUGGGUGUGGGACGGCGCUGCUCGAGCAAACCGAAGCGCCAUCGACCGGUCGACGAGCAGUGCGUGAAGAUUGAUGGCGGCGUUAUUGCAUAGGCAUUAUCCUCCAGUCUUCGGUCCGCCGUAGUUCACCAGUCGUGGAUGCUACCUUGUAAGAUGUAUACCUUUCAUUGAAUAGCAAGCUUUUCUGAAGGCUA